AUGGCUUCAUCCUCGAUAGUACCAAUGCCAGCUGCUUCCGCACUGAUAGUCGGGCACAAGCCGUCUAAGCCGGCAAAGUGGCCGACGGGCGAUUUCGCUGCGCGCAAGACCCUCAACAAUGUGACGGUCAUGAUCAAAUGGCACUUGCUUGGAAAGAUUGAGGCCGAUGAGAUCAUAUCGAGGCGUCCUGUUCCUGCACGACCUCGCAGCAAGCACUGGUGCCGCGGAAUUCCAUCCCCCGAUACACUCCCGACCACCAAUGUGCAUGAGAGUAGCAGGGCAAAGAUCGACGAUUUCCAUCGACAAAACCUCAAGGCACGUCUAGCAUCCCCUGGUGUCGCAACGACCCUUGCAGCAGAUGCGACAGUUCCUACACUACCACUCCAACCUCCCCAUCAUCUAUCGAAAGGCCAUUUUCGACCAACACACCGCUCUGCCCCUUCAGAGGAUGCUGAGUUCAUAUUCCUCCACUCGACGCCCUGCACCAUCAAUGUUCCGACGUUCAGUCAUGGCCGCAUUCGAAUCCCCAAGCCCGAGUCUAUACUUUGUGCAGACAUCAUGCCUGAUAAGACUCUAGACUGGACGGCCUUUCAAGUCGCCAUCCUUGGCGGAGCAGGCGAUCUCGUCUCAGGCGGCUCAGACCUCACGCGCCGCACCGAUGAUGAUGAGUUUGAUGACAUCACAGCCUGGUUCGACGACUUCGGCUUCGAGUCGGCUGGCAGAUUCGUGCGCGCCAGACAGUCCGCUCCAGCCGGGCUGGCGAAUAUGGUGCACUCCAGCGCGAGAACUACUGGGAUCAGCUCUGCCCCCCCAUAUGCCACCUGCCCGGACCUGGAACUUUCUAUUCCGGUGGCGAGGGACUUGCAGCGCGGGUUUGUCGACGAGGAAGCCGCCGGCUCGCCGACGCUGUUAAGGGACCAGCCCGGUUGCCAGGUACGAUCGUCGAUGUCAAUGAGACGGUCGGAGACGGAUUGCAGCAGCGACCGUGACAGCGAGAUGUGGAGCCCGCCGCAGAGUCCCAUGAUAGAUCUCACAUUCUUGGGCCAUGGCGACCACCAAGACUUCGUUCUAAUGGGUUACAAUCUUGGGCAUGAUCUCAACGACUUUCUGAGGUGGGAAUCACAUCAAACAUGCGGGUGGAGAUAG
Molecule: messenger RNA, 1146 nt
Organism: Verticillium dahliae VdLs.17
Lineage: Eukaryota; Fungi; Ascomycota; Sordariomycetes; Glomerellales; Plectosphaerellaceae
Exons: 1
Coding region: 1-1146 (381 amino acids)
Source: RefSeq, a predicted model, not a curated record